Messenger RNA from Ambispora leptoticha, 597 nucleotides. Lineage: Eukaryota; Fungi; Glomeromycota; Glomeromycetes; Archaeosporales; Ambisporaceae. The record is from the annotation of a GenBank genome assembly.
AUGAAUGUUUGGCAUCUACCAAUGUACGAUGAUACUAUACUGGACAAUUUGGAAGAUUGUCCAUUGUCCAGUAAUAUAUUCGAUGAUUCAUAUCUGCUGGGGAAUGAAUAUCAUCCGAUUUGCAGUGAGAUGGAUCGGAAUGGAUCGCAGCCACCGAUUUAUAUUCCCAUUUUUGGGCAAUUCUUGAAAACCAGCCGUGAACUAUCUAAAGAACUAGUAUCAAUAUUUAUUUUGCCGUUCGCUGUUGUAGCACUCUUUCUCAAAUGCCAACAAAUCUCUCUGACGUUGGGAAAUGUCUACCAGAAUUUGGAUAACUUGUUUCAUGAAGAUCAUUUCGAAAUCGCGAAAAAUGUCAUCAGUUUUGCAGGAUUCACAAUCAACAUAGCUUACUUGGUGCGGCUUCCAAGUUUGGUUAUGUGGCUUGAGCAACAUUCUAUAAAUAGUAGCAAAUUCUGCAACCUGUUGUUAAAACAGAAAGGAAAAUGGUAUGCGAUAAAAGUAUUCCUCAAAUAUGACGGCAAUGGACCGCUUUUGGAUAAAAAAUUUUGGAAGCGCUGCAAGGGACAUAUAAAUAUUCCGAGACAAUAUGAAGUGUAG